GGGCAGGGAGGGGCCGAGCGAGUGUGAAUCGGAACGCAAGGCAUAUGCUCGGAUGCCGUCUGGUCGGGGAAUUUCGCUGCGAAUGUCGUGCUGUGAUUGAGUGACGCAGCGAUUGACGCUAGAGCUUCGAAAUUUCGUGUCAAGAUGACAACCGUGACUUUCGCUAAAAGUUUAGUUGCAGGAGGAGCCUUGCGUUUGAGACCAGUGACAGUUGUGGAGAAUGAACGAGGGGCAGUUUCACAUGGUGCUUUGUUCAGAGAUCAAGUGAGGUUUGAAGUUUCAUGCUCUGCAAGGUUGCCAUUCUCCACAACUGCCGAAACCACUAGACUCUCGUUGCCGCCUCGAAUGAGCUGUCUACCUCCUUGGAGAAACUUGGGAGUGGAAGGAGCUACUUCUGCCGUUCUUUCCAGCAGACUGCCUAGAAAUAGAGGUUCGGUUAUGGGAACGGCUGCAGUUGAAGAUGUUGCUGCGUCUUACUUGAAUGCAUCGCUGAGUGACAAUGCCGAUAUGGAGGCCAAUUUUGUGGAGGUGGGAAACAAACUAGCUGAUGCUGCCGGAGAAAUAAUUCGUCGCUAUUUCCGAACUGGAUUCGAUAUCAUUACAAAAGAUGACUUAAGUCCCGUUACAAUUGCCGACAGGGCAGCGGAGGAAGCUAUGACUUCCAUCAUCAAAGACUGCUUUCCCAGUCAUGCAAUAUAUGGCGAAGAAAACGGGCUUCAUAUGCCGGAGGAAGGUGCAGAUUAUGUGUGGGUUCUUGACCCAAUCGAUGGGACUAAGAGCUUCGUUACAGGGAAGCCAUUAUUUGGAACGCUUAUUGCACUGGUUCAUAAAGGAGUUCCGAUUCUGGGGAUAAUCGACCAGCCAGUUCUUCGAGAAAGGUGGAUAGGAAAAGCUGGAGAGCGAUCAACUUUGAACGGCGUGCCCAUAGCCUCGCGCGCUAGUUGCACCUCCCUAAAGAACGCUUUCUUAUAUACAACAAGUCCUCAUUUAUUUGCUGGAGCGAAGGAGGAAGCAUUUAUCCGGAUUCGAGAUAAGGUGAAGACACCAUUGUAUGGAUGUGACUGCUAUGCGUACGGGCUUCUCGCUGCCGGCCAUGUAGACCUCGUGGUGGAAUCCGGACUGAAACCGUAUGACUUCUUGGCUUUAGUUCCAGUAAUUGAAGGUGCCGGAGGCACCAUCACUGAUUGGUCUGGCGAUAAAUUAAGAUUCUGGCCCAACUCUGACCAUCCGUCUUGUGAUGAGACGGGAAUGGAAGUGGUGGCAGCUGGCAGCGACGAUCUUCACAAGGCUGCCCUAGAUGCUCUAGAGUGGAACAGCUCGUAAUUAAUAUGUAUUAGAACGUACAGCGGGAUCUGUCGACUUAUCUGGAUCUGAAAACUGAUCAAUUAAGAUUGAUUGACGAGGAAUCUAAACAUGACCUUAUUGUAAAGUAUGCAGCUGCGCACCUCAACAAGGAGGAAAGGUCUGUAUUAGUCAAUUCCCUCUUGACAUCUUCCAGAGCGUUCCUGUCCGCGAAAAUCCAUGAUCGAGAUGACUAACUCAUGAAGUGCAAAGACCCAUUAAGGCCUCAUACAAACUCUGAUCAUUUCGGGCCACGAUUAACUUCUUGUCAGACUACUUCUGACCGUGUACAGUCCAAGCCCGGAAGCGUCCGUGACCUCAUUCUUUUAGAUCUCUGUCGAGGGAAGCUCAAGGUUCAUUCGAACUGUGUAAACACACAGAUUGUAUAUGAGAAUAUCUGGCUGCACGGAGUACAAGUGCAGUAGAUUUUUUACGAUUUGGGUUCCA
Messenger RNA from Marchantia polymorpha subsp. ruderalis, 1788 nucleotides. The record is from the annotation of a GenBank genome assembly. Lineage: Eukaryota; Viridiplantae; Streptophyta; Marchantiopsida; Marchantiales; Marchantiaceae.